Molecule: messenger RNA, 1887 nt
Organism: Solea senegalensis (Senegalese sole)
Lineage: Eukaryota; Metazoa; Chordata; Actinopteri; Pleuronectiformes; Soleidae
Gene: hpn
Product: hepsin
Exons: 13
Coding region: 148-1431 (427 amino acids)
Biological process (GO): proteolysis
Cellular component (GO): membrane
Molecular function (GO): serine-type exopeptidase activity; serine-type endopeptidase activity
Source: RefSeq, a predicted model, not a curated record
UGUAUAUAUAUACUCCUUGAAAGAAGAGAGGAAAAAGAAAAAUAGAAAAAUAGGACAAAUUCUGGCCAACAGAGGGCUCACACAACCUGCAAGUCAAGGAAGGAGACAGAUCAUCUGCUAUUGCCCUUUGCAUCUCACUGUAUACAGAUGUAUGUCGAGAAAGUUGUAACAGAGAAGAAGAUGGGGAGCAAGGGCAUCUCUCUGACCUGUGUGUUGACCCCCUGCCGGGUGAUGGGCAUGUGUCUGAUACUGAUGAUCUUGGGAGCUGUUGGAGCAGCCGUUUGGGCCGUAGUUACGUUUUGUACAAUGGAGGAAGAUACAGGAUUAUAUGACAUUCAGGUAAAUUCUGCUGACCAGCGUCUCAGAGUCUUUGACUCCACCCAGAAGAAGUGGCGUCAGGUGUGUUCCUCCUCAGCCAACGAACAGCUUGCGAGCAUCAGCUGUGAAGAAGUGGGCUUUGUCAGUGUGGUGAAUUACUCGGUCACAUCAGUGCCAGAGGCCAGUGGAGAUGGCGGAGAGUUCUUUUGUGUGAGACAGGAGGAGCUCAGCUACGGCAAGAAGAUUAAGGACUCAUUGUUUCCAUGUGACUGUGACAGCAGGGAGGUUCUCACACUUUUGUGCCAAGACUGUGGCAGACGCAGUUUUGCAGCAGACCGUAUAGUUGGUGGUGUGGAUGCGCGGCAGGGCAGCUGGCCGUGGCAGGUCAGCUUACAGUACGAUGGAGUUCAUCAGUGUGGAGGAUCCAUCAUCUCAGACCGCUGGAUUGUCUCUGCAGCUCACUGUUUCCGCGAACGGAUCCGCUUUGUGAAUCGCUGGCGCGUGCUGCUGGGCUCAAUAUACAAUAAACCAGUCAAUGCCAACGUGGCGGAGGUGAAGACCAUCGUUUAUCACAGCAGCUACCUGCCCUUCGUAGACACCAACAUCGACGACAACAGCAGGGACAUCGCUGUUUUGGCCCUCACACAACCACUCACUUUCAAUGAAUACAUCCAGCCUAUUUGUCUGCCAGCGUAUGGUCAAAGGCUGAUAGAUGGACAGAUGGGGACAGUAACAGGCUGGGGAAACGUUGGCUACUAUGGUCAUCUGGCAGAUGUUCUCCAGGAAGCACAUGUCCCCAUCAUCAGUGACGCUGUCUGUAACGCUGCCGAUUACUAUGACAAUCAGAUCACCACCAGCAUGUUCUGUGCUGGUUAUGAGAAAGGAGGCACUGAUGCCUGUCAGGGAGACAGCGGUGGUCCUUUUGUGGCGGAGGACAGUCAGUCUAAGGCCAUUCGAUAUCGUCUGCUGGGGGUGGUGAGCUGGGGAACAGGUUGUGCCAUGGCAAAGAAACCUGGCGUCUACACCAGAGUGUCACGGUUUCUUCCCUGGAUAUCCACUGCCAUGAGGAACUAUCACAAUUCACCAGGGGUUCACAAAAUGGCCCGGAUAUGAGAUUACUGCACCACUUUUUCUAGAUAAAAAUAUGGACAAAUCCUGUUUAUGUCAAUAGGGAGUGUUAUGAUGGGGGGGUGGAGAGUUUAGACCCCCCCUUUCUCCUAAUACUGAGGAUCUUACCACUUCUUUUCCCUGUAGUAAAAAAUGUAAACUAGUGUCAUCCUUCAUAAUGAUCAUAAUGGUCAUUUCCCUUUUUUUGUUGUGAGUUCAUGCACUAAAGAGAUCACGUGGCUCAGAUUGAGGUGCACUUAUUCAAGUGUUAAUGAAACCUCCACAAAAAAACAAAAACAUAUCUAAAUGAUAACAAAGGUGGAUGUUUUUUCCCUAUCAUCAAGGUACAAGUGAGUAUUACCACACACUAUGGUUCUUUUUGACUUCAUGUGUCCAAUUACUUUCAAACCUUUAUGUGUUUUUGUACAUUUAAGCAAAUACUUAGCACCUUAAUUUUUUUUU